Molecule: messenger RNA, 786 nt
Organism: Harpegnathos saltator (Jerdon's jumping ant)
Lineage: Eukaryota; Metazoa; Arthropoda; Insecta; Hymenoptera; Formicidae
Gene: Dim1
Product: thioredoxin-like protein Dim1
Exons: 3
Coding region: 388-774 (128 amino acids)
Biological process (GO): mRNA splicing, via spliceosome
Cellular component (GO): U5 snRNP; spliceosomal complex; U4/U6 x U5 tri-snRNP complex
Source: RefSeq, a predicted model, not a curated record
UGAAUUGAACUGUACGUCUGCACAAGUAAAAUAACGUUAUUUAUUUAUAAAUAGUAAGAAACAAAAGUCAAAUGACUGGCUUUCAAAUAGUCGACGAAUUUUUUGUUUUUUAAUAACUCCAUGAAUAACCCGUUGAAUGGACUAUCAUAAAGUUUGUUCUUUCUUGAAGAGCAUUGUUAAUUGAUGAACACUGGUGCUAAAUUGAGAGACAAGUAUAUUUUAUUUCAUUUUAACUUAUUGCUUCAAUGUGCGUCAGUUCAGGAAGUUCUUUGUAAAAAAUUUUCGUAAAGCAUUACCACAUUAUUACAAGUUGGCACUGCCUCUUUACGCCGAAAAGAUAGGAUAAUUUUUUAAACGUAAUAAUUUUUGAAUUUUAUAUACUACAAAAUGUCUUAUAUGCUGUCACAUUUGGAAAACGGCUUUCAAGUCGAUCAAGCUAUUUUAUCAGAAGAAGACAGAGUAGUGGUUAUUCGCUUUGGUCAUGACUGGGAUCCAAUGUGCAUGAAAAUGGAUGAAGUUCUUUAUAAUAUUGCAGAAAAGGUUAAGAAUUUUGCUGUUAUUUAUUUGGUUGAUAUCACAAAAGUACCUGAUUUUAACAAAAUGAACAAGCACAUAAUGAUUGAUUUAGGCACAGGAAAUAACAAUAAAAUAAAUUGGACUUUGGAGGACAAGCAGGAAAUGAUUGAUAUUAUUGAAACAGUUUACAGAGGCGCAAGGAAAGGUCGAGGUUUAGUUGUAUCACCAAAAGAUUAUUCAACUAAGUAUCGAUAUUAAUUCAUUUACAAA